Molecule: messenger RNA, 990 nt
Organism: Aspergillus tanneri
Lineage: Eukaryota; Fungi; Ascomycota; Eurotiomycetes; Eurotiales; Aspergillaceae
Gene: CBR1
Product: cytochrome b5 reductase family protein
Exons: 3
Coding region: 1-990 (329 amino acids)
Cellular component (GO): endoplasmic reticulum
Molecular function (GO): oxidoreductase activity
Source: RefSeq, a predicted model, not a curated record
AUGUUUGUCUUGUCUGUGCUUGAAGUACAGGUGAUUGGCUCACUCACCUCUGUCGCAAUUGGAUACAGUGUUCUGUCGUCCGAAAAUAUCAAUGGGGUCUACAUCCCAUCUGCCCUUUUAGUAUUUGGGACCUUCCUCGUGAAGAAAGAAUUUGUCCCCUUUGCUGUGGCUAUAGCUGCGAUGCUGGCCGGAUACAAGCUGUUCAGCAGCAACAAAGCCAGGAAGGUCCUUAAUCCCACUGAAUUCCAAGAGUUUGUAUUGAAAGAGAAGAACGUCGUCUCUCACAAUGUCGCCAUCUAUCGUUUCGCCUUACCCCGUCCCACCGAUAUCUUGGGCCUGCCGAUCGGUCAACACAUCUCCCUGGCCGCCACCAUCGAAGGUCAGCCUAAGGAGGUGGUGCGCUCCUACACGCCAAUUUCUUCUGACAAUGAGGCCGGUUACUUUGAUCUCCUUGUCAAGGCCUACCCUCAGGGUAACAUCUCCAAGUAUUUGACCACCCUGGAUGUCGGACAGACAAUGAAAGUGCGCGGUCCGAAGGGUGCCAUGGUGUACACGCCCAACAUGUGCCGUCAUAUUGGUAUGAUUGCUGGAGGUACUGGUAUCACGCCCAUGCUCCAAAUUAUCAAGGCGAUUAUCCGUAAUCGACCCCGCAACGGUGGCAACGACACUACCCAGGUUGAUUUGAUCUUCGCCAAUGUUAAUCCCGACGAUAUUUUGCUCAAGGAGGAACUGGACCAGCUUGUUAAGGAGGACGAUAGUUUCAAUGUUUACUACGUGCUCAACAACCCCCCUGAGACCUGGACUGGCGGUGUUGGAUUUGUCACCUCCGACAUGAUCAAGGAGCGCCUCCCUGCCCCAGCCAGCGAUAUCAAGGUGCUUCUCUGCGGUCCUCCACCUAUGGUUAGUGCCAUGAAGAAGGCUACUGAGUCUCUUGGUUAUACCAAAGCUCGCCCAGUCAGCAAGCUCGAGGACCAGGUGUUUUGCUUCUAA